AUGGGGUGGACGGUUGCCUACAUUUUGCCCUCCCCUGACCCUGCUUUCGUGACAGAGCCUUGUGCAGUUACUGGCAUUUUGCAGUACUGGAACCAUGGUGAAGCACUGCAGCCUUGCAAGUGUCCCAUGUGCUCUCGGAAGAUUACUUGGUUGAUACCAGAGGCAUCAUUAGAUCACUGCCAAGAUGUUGAGGUUCUGGAAAGAGUUUGGCAGUAUAACCGUCUAUUUGUUGGAGGCACAUAUGGCCUCAUUCUGAGAGUGCUUGAGUUGCCGUUGCUCAUCAAGAGAAUAAUUCGUGAGAUGAUGGAUCCUGAAGCUGCUAAAAAUCACCUUUUGAAGCACGCCUUUUUGCAGUCAAGACGUCUUGAUGCCAUAGACGUAUUCGAUUACUUUGCUAUUGCUCUGAUCUUUAUCCUGUAUAUUGUUGGCCUCUACUGCAGACGGCAACGCUUGCAACAUGUGAGGCAAUUGGCUGCUGACCACCCUUGA
Camellia sinensis is the source of this 489-nucleotide messenger RNA. Lineage: Eukaryota; Viridiplantae; Streptophyta; Magnoliopsida; Ericales; Theaceae. The record is from RefSeq and is a predicted model, not a curated record.